AUGGCCGGCGCUGGGGCCGCUGCCGCCGCUUCGGCGGAGUCCUCGGCAUCUUCGGGCAAUCCGCCGCCGCAGGAGCCGGGACUCGGGGAGCUGCUGGAGGAGUUCUCUCGGACUCAAUACCGGGCCAAAGACGGCAGCGGUACGGGCGGCUCUAAGGUUGAGCGCAUCGAGAAGAGAUGUCUGGAGCUGUUUGGCCGAGACUACUGUUUCAGCGUGAUUCCAAAUGUGAAUGGCGAUAUCUGCGGCCACUACCCCCGGCACAUCGUGUUCCUGGAGUAUGAGAGUUCUGAGAAGGAGAAAGACACGUUUGAAAGCACCGUGCAAGUGAGCAAGUUGCAAGACCUCAUCAACCGCAGCAAGAUGGCCAGGUGCAGAGGACGGUUUGUCUGCCCAGUAAUCCUGUUCAAGGGCAAG
Messenger RNA from Galeopterus variegatus (Sunda flying lemur), 414 nucleotides. Its product is annotated as myotubularin-related protein 14-like. The annotation marks the transcript as partial. The transcript has 3 exons. Gene Ontology annotation, molecular function: phosphatidylinositol-3-phosphate phosphatase activity. The record is from RefSeq and is a predicted model, not a curated record. Lineage: Eukaryota; Metazoa; Chordata; Mammalia; Dermoptera; Cynocephalidae.